AUGCCCUUGGGUAUCCAGCGGCUCAAUGCCAGAAAGCUGCAACCAAACCCGCACAUCAACUUCAUCAAGCCUCUCAGAGGCCCCGACGAAGCUGUAGCCCAGGAUUUCCUGGAACGUAUUGCAGCACAAUGUGUCCCUGUCAUGAGAGAGCAUCACAUUUCAGUCAUGUCACUGGAAGAAUUUGAGCCAAAUAGGGAGUUUGUUGGCCGCAACUUCAACGCUGGAGAGGUCAUCCAACUCGUGCUCAAAAGCCCAUCGACAGGGCGAUGGCUGCCUUUCAAUUAUGUGCAAAUGGUCAUGAUGCAUGAGCUCGCACAUUGUAAGCAGAUGAAUCAUUCGAGAGCAUUUUGGGCUGUACGGAACAAGUACGCAGAGCAGAUGCGACAUCUCUGGACCAAUAAAUACACGGGCGAGGGCCUCUGGGGACCAGGCCACCUCUUGAGCACGGGACAGUUCGAAUUCAAUACUGUUUUGGCCGACGAAGUCUUGCCUGAGCAUACAUGCGGCGGAACGUAUCGGUCUAGAAGACCCAAGCGAAAAGCCAAGGACCAGCUCAGCUAUCAACAGCGAAAAGAGCGCAGGAUCCUAAAGAAGUUUGGUGCAAAUGGCGUGGCUCUAGGUGAAGACGAGGUCGUCAAAUCUGAGUUAGAAGGAGGUAAGAAAACUCAAGGAAAGCCUAGAGUUGCCAAGAGCAAGAGAGGGCGGGACCUAAGGGCUGCAGCCGCCCUCGCACGUUUUGAUCAGCAGAAGAAGGCUGAGGAGGAAGAAACCAAACAGCAAGUCAAGGCCGAGGACGAGACGGACAGCGACGAUGAUUUUGACGUGGCAAGCGAGGGCGACUUUGACGAGCCUGAUGCGCUUGAUAUCAACGGGAAGAAGCUCCUGGAUAACAACGGACAGGCUUUGAUCAAGGUCUGCGAGGACGAAAACCCUGAAGAUGGUGACGCUCAAAACGAACUGCGAGAGCUACAGUCAUCAAUGAUUGUGGCGCAGUCCAAUCCGUCGCGUCAACGAACGGCGAUCAAGCAGGAGAAUGAAACCGACCUUUCCUUGCAAGACUUGCCAUCUUUGGAAAAGCCCACGAAACCCGGUGGCAGAGAGCUCCAAGCCGCAUCGUCAAAACAAGAUCCUGUCAAUAAGAAAGACGGCACCGAGAAGACAGCCAGAAGCAUCAGCCAGUCCAUAUUGAGACUUCAGACACCAAAGGAGGGGCCUGCUCUCACUGCAACCACCGAAGUUACAAACAAUGAAUCAUCAGUCGAGUCUGUCAGAUGCCCAAUGUGCUCGACAGAGAAUGGACCCAUCAGUCUAACGUGCAGCGUGUGCUCACACGUGCUAGACAUGAGAAAAGAUCCCAAGGCCUGGGCAUGCACGAGUGUGUCCUGUCAGGGAAGUCAAUAUCGCAAUGCAGGCGAUAACGGAGUUUGCGGCGUCUGUGGCAGUCGCAAGGCAACUUGCUGA
Pestalotiopsis fici W106-1 is the source of this 1461-nucleotide messenger RNA. RefSeq lists its product as uncharacterized. The transcript is spliced from 3 exons. The coding region runs from base 1 to 1461 and encodes 486 amino acids. NCBI's taxonomy places the organism in Eukaryota, Fungi, Ascomycota, Sordariomycetes, Amphisphaeriales, Sporocadaceae. The record is from RefSeq and is a predicted model, not a curated record.